This is a messenger RNA of Haliotis rubra (blacklip abalone), 2325 nucleotides long. Its product is annotated as tripartite motif-containing protein 2-like. Gene Ontology annotation, biological process: intracellular protein transport; vesicle-mediated transport. The coding region runs from base 41 to 2320 and encodes 759 amino acids. Lineage: Eukaryota; Metazoa; Mollusca; Gastropoda; Lepetellida; Haliotidae. Gene Ontology annotation, molecular function: GTP binding; zinc ion binding; protein binding. The record is from RefSeq and is a predicted model, not a curated record. Gene Ontology annotation, cellular component: plasma membrane; cytoplasm. The transcript is spliced from 5 exons.
CCUGUUCUCCGGGUUUUCAAGAGACCCAGCAAGAAUUCUGAUGGUUGGACUCGAUGCUGCCGGUAAAACGACGAUCCUGUACAAGCUGAAGCUGAACGAGGUGGUCUCCACCAUCCCCACCAUCGGCUUCAACGUGGAGACUGUCAGCCCCUGCAAGGGGGUCAACUUCACCGUGUGGGACGUGGGGGGUCAGGACAAGAUCAGACCCUUGUGGAGACAUUACUUCCAGAACUGCAGCGGUAUCUUGUACGUGGUAGACACCAACGACAGGGAGAGGUUUGUUGAGUCACGGGAAGAACUGAAGAACGUCAUCGACAGCGACGAGAUGAGAUCCGUCCCUGUGGUCGUCCUGGCUAACAAGCAAGACUUGCCAGGAGAGAUGGCGACCUCCCAGAAGUUGACAGAACACUUCCUGACAUGCACCAUAUGUACAGAGGUGUUUGACAAGCCCUGUACACUUGUGUGUAAUCACACCUUCUGUCGGAAAUGUGUCGUCAACUACACCAAAACCAGACCAGAAGCCAUCAGUGCCAAGUCUCUCCUGUGUCCAUUCUGCAGGAAGAUGACGAAAGUGUCUAACCCCGAGAGACCGGUGGAGGAGUGGGCGGAUGACGUCAAGCCGAGCUUCGUCAUCCAGGGACUGUUGAACUCGUUUGGCCCCGGAUCUAAAGAUACAACUAACUGCAGUUAUUGUAAGGAGGAUGGGGAGACAACUCCAGCUACAUCUUGGUGUUCUGUUUGUGACGACGCACUAUGUGAACAAUGUACAAGGAUGCACCAACGAAUCCCCUCCUUCCGUCACCAUGACGUAGUUGACCUGUCUGGAGAGACAAAGGUCAAGGUCAAGAGAAAGGUCAUGUGUAAAACUCACAAGGACGAGAAUCUGAAAUAUCUUUGCAAAGAUUGUAAAACAGGUGUUUGUCAAACAUGCUGCACUAUCCAUCACAGGAAAUGUGAGAUGAUUGUUGAAAUUGAGUCAGAGAUUCCUGCAAUGAAAACCGAGCUGAAAAGGAAUAAACAGAAUUUGUUAAAGAAACACGAUGAGAUGAAAACAUAUGUUGGAAAACAAAACUUCAUUGUCAAAGAAGAAUUGGCGCUAUAUAUACAAAUAGAAUCAAGUAUCAAGUCUGCAAGUCUCAAAGCAAUACAGAUGAUCAAAGCCAAGGAACGGAAACUUCUGUCUGAAUUGAAAGAGCUGUCUGACAGACACAUUGGGCAACUGAAAGCAGACGUAAAGUCGGGUGAGAUGUCAGUACAGAUGUACCAACAACAGGCUGAGCUGAUAGACCAGGCUCUACAAUCUGAGUGUGACAUGGAUGUGUAUGAGAUGUAUCAGGGAUGUGAGGCCGGUGAUGUGGAGGCUGUCGGAGUCUUAGACGUGAAUGAGAAGGGAAGAAUAGACAGGAUAACAUUCAGACAGGACACUGACAAGCUGAGUAGAGCACUGGAAGAUCUCCAUCUGGGUGAGAUACACGUCCAGUAUGACGAUGUGCUGGACCUGAAGGCUGCUCCUGUGUUACAGGACACCAUUGAUGUGACUGUAGCAGGAGAUGCAGGUAGGGGAGACCCCUAUGACGUAACAAUGCUAGAGGUGAAUGGUACAGACACAGUGGUAGUUACAGACUACAACAACAACAGUGUAAAGUCCUUCUACACCAGGAACAGUCAGCCAGGUCACAGCAAGCUCAGUCUGGAAGGUAGACCCUAUGGUAUAACAAGGCUGAAACACAACCAGGUGGCUGUCACUGUGCCGUAUACCAGUCAGAUUGUAACAGUUGAAGUGAACCCUGACCUGGUGCUGCUCUCGACCAUCACAACCAGCAAACAGUACUGGGGUAUAACGUCUCUGACACCAUCAACACUAGCAGCAGGUUCCCACUCCCCUCCCUGUGUUGAUAUCCUGGAUAUGUCGGGACACGUGCUGAAGUCAGUUUGUUCUGGUCACAGAAGUGGAGACAUCUUAAAGUCUCCCUACUCCCUCUGUACCACGAGGACGGGAAACAUCCUGGUGUCUGACGGUGGAACCAAGUGUGUCGUGUGUCUGACCCCCGAGGGUGAUGUGGUGUUCAACUACAGACCUACAGGAGACACAGCAUUGAAGUACCCACGUGGUAUCACAAGUACCAGCACAGGCGACAUCCUGGUGACAGACUUCUCAAAACACAGAGUCAUCCAUCUGACAGAGUCAGGACAGUUUGUCAGAAACAUACUGACAUCACAGGAUGGUGUCAAGAGUCCAUGGGGACUGUGUGUUGGUGGGCGUGGUCGUAUGUACUUGUGUAAAGACAAUGAAGUGAAGGUAUUUACAUGCUGUAAGUGAGUGAA